Baudoinia panamericana UAMH 10762 is the source of this 544-nucleotide messenger RNA. RefSeq lists its product as uncharacterized. The record is from RefSeq and is a predicted model, not a curated record. Lineage: Eukaryota; Fungi; Ascomycota; Dothideomycetes; Mycosphaerellales; Teratosphaeriaceae. The transcript has 3 exons. Bases 27 to 305 code for a protein of 92 amino acids.
GAGUAAAUAUGUAGGCAUGGUGAGAGAUGGUUGUGAAUGUUGAUACCGACACAGGUGUCUAUGGUGAAAUUGUAUUCCAGUUCUCGGAAGAAGUCGUGCGUGGUAGUACGGUAACGACGAUUCACCCAGAUCGUCGUUCUCUGGUUAAGUUCGUAGCCAGAGUGUCAAGACCCACUGGUACGUCUGCUCGUGCCGAAAGCUUGCCUGCUCGUACGAGCACUACUCGAGUCUGUAUUCGCAAUGCACUUGCGCAAGAGCAGCUCUUGACGCGGCGAUUGCGCGCACAUAUGGAGACGGCCGGAUGAGGUCGUGCUUGUUGCCGUGCAACCCUAGGCCAAGAUGAAGCGUAGUGCGUGUUUCGAAGCUUCUACCGAGCAGAUAGUGCCGCGCGAUACGGUCGGUCCGGUAGAGUUAUUGUCCGAUAGACUCUUGACUAGGCUUGUGGAGUGUGUCGCAUUCCUUACCUCGCAGACCUUGGCCUGCCUCGCUGCUUUGCCGGUGCUGUCGGCCAGUUGUGGUCAGAUCGUGCUCUGCUGUCAGCUGC